GAGGGAGGUGAGCUGGGAUGUCGUGGGGUGUGGGGUUUCCCAAACCAGCCUGGGGUCGGUGGGCCUCCUGGGGGUGUACGUGGACCCCAGAGCAGGUGUCUGAGAUGGGCAAGUGCCAGGUGGGGCCUUCUGUGGCCUCUCAAGGAAGAGACAAGGUGUGGGGGGGCAGGAGGAGGAAGGAGAGCCCAGCUGGGCUGUACCAGCCUCCUUCCUGCUGGGAAGUGCCAGCUGGGAUGGGCCGUUUUAUCGCCCCACAUCCCAGGCCCUGCUGGGAGAGCAUGAGGGAAGCCAGCCUGGAUAGGGCAGGGUGUGUGUGUUGAGGGGCGGGGGGAGAACAGAGCAGGCACGAGGGCUCCUCCUGGUGAGAUGAUGGAGGAACGUGUGGCUGAACAGGUCUGAAAUGUGGCAAGAUGCAGGAGCUGGGGGUGUGGAGGAUGGGUGAGGGGCUGGGCAGGGCAUUAGGGGUCAGGGAAAGGCUUCAGGGGCUCCCUGGCCUUGAAAAACCAACUCUCUGACCUUGUUUCCUGGUCAAGGUCAGGCAGAAGGGCUGCGGUGGGGUCCCCAGGGGAUAGCGUGCCCAGCCCCUCUCCCUGCCCCCAGCAUACGUGUCUGACCAGCACUCACCCGUCGCAUUUCUGUAAAUGCUUUUUACUGGGGAGGAGUCCCUGUGCUCAUUUUGCCCUAGUCCCCACCAUUCCUUCCUGCCCCCGCCCACUCCUUUACAAAUCCACCUGGUCACAAGAGACACCAGAAUUUGUGACCUGCCUUAGAGACUCUAGAAGCGUCUUUUCCCCAUCAUUUUCUGAUCCUGAGACCCAAGGGGCUUCCAAGGCAGGUCUGGGAGGGGCAAGCUAUUUCUGUUCUCCCCAGCCAUCCCUCAGCAUCCUGGGGAGGGAACCUGGAUCCGAUUAGCCUCCCUAGGUCUCUGCUUCAGGUGUCCCUCCAGAAUGGAGAUGCUGGACUACCCACCCCUGAAGCGGUAGGUGGGGUUGCAAAAAGUUUAGGUAAGCCCCAGACACACACCACCUACCCAGAAGCUCCUCCCCAGGCUGUCCCCAAAGAACCGAGUCACAGCAACCCUCACGUUCUCCAACUUCCCAGCCCCCUCCCCAGCCUCACAGGUACCUGUGAGCAGCAAGGCAGGUUUGCUGAUGGCAGUCACGGGGGCUGGUCCUGUGGGACCCUGGGCAACCUGUUCCCUUUGGAGCUCCACUUAGCCCAGUGGCAAUGGCCAGUUUGGAGGAGGCUCCAGUAUAUAAAUCAGGCAAAUUCCCCAUCCGAGCAUGAACCUCUGAAAACUGCCGGCAUCUAAGGUCUCCUCCAAGGCCCUCUGGAGUCCAGCCCAUAAUGAAGGUCUUGGCGGCAGGAGUUGUGCCCCUGCUGCUAGUUCUGCACUGGAAACACGGGGCAGGGAGCCCCCUUCCCAUCACCCCUGACAAUGCCACCUGUGCCACACGCCACCCAUGUCACAGCAACCUCAUGGACCAGAUCAGGAACCAACUGGUGCAGCUCAACAGCAGUGCCAAUGCUCUCUUCAUUCUCUAUUACACGGCCCAGGGGGAGCCGUUCCCCAGCAACCUGGACAAGCUGUGCCGCCCCGAUGUGACGGACUUCCCGCCCUUCCACGCCAACGGCAAGGAGAAGGCCCGGCUGGUGGAGCUGUACCGCAUCAUUGCCUACCUUGGUGCCUCCCUGGGUAACAUCACACGGGACCAGAAGGUCCUCAACCCCAAUGCUCUCAGCCUCCACAGCAAGCUGAAUGCCACCUCGGACACCAUGCGGGGCCUCCUCAGCAACGUGCUCUGCCACUUGUGCAGCAAGUACCACGUGGCCAACGUGGACGUGGCCUACGGCCCUGACACCUCAAACAAGGACGUCUUCCAGAAGAAGAAGCUGGGCUGUCAGCUCCUGGGGAAGUAUAAGCAGGUCAUCGCCGUGGUGGCCCAGGCCUUCCAGACAGGAGAUCUUGAAGCGUACAGUGACCCGAGAUCCUAGACCCAGGCAACUCUCAAACUGUGGCCGGGGCCCAGAGCUUCACCAAACCCAACUGGGGACUGCUGGCAGACCCCGAGGGGCUCCUGGCCAGUCCACUCCCCUGUGGGGUGGUCUGUGAUGACUCUGAACAGAGUCAGAAUUCCCAUGGGCAGGGCCUAUAUACAGCGCCACCUAGAAGAAGGCGCCCCUUCCUCUGGGAGACUGCAACCAGGCACUGGGGUGCUGGGCUGUCAAGGGGAGUGUGGGCCAGACAUCUGCCCCUACUUGUCCCCUUAGCCAGGGGCUUUGUGAGCAAACCGCACAAGUUGUCUACAGCGACCCUGACCACAGGGCGAGACGGCAGGGGUCGGGAGAAAUUGUCCCUGGCAGAAUGACCACCAUCAGUGCCUUCUGCCCCUUGGGUAGACUUUGGAAGUUUUGGUUGGGAUCAGGUAGGCCCGAGGGGCUGGGGUCCCAAAGGAUUCCUUAGCCCCUACAGGUAUGGUGAGUGGAAGUUUGAGAAGGGAGCUCUCGUUUGAGACGCUGCCUUCUCUUGAGCGUGUUUGGAGAGCUCAGGCCUAGGGACUGUCAGGUGGAAGGUUCCAGAAGGAGGUCAUUGGCAUUCAGACUCUUCGGGAGGCAAAGAGGCCACCUUCAGGCUUGAGAAGGAAGGCGGUGGAAGGAAGAGAGGUCCCAAAAGGCUUGGCGGGCUCAUCUUCCUCUUCCUGCAGUCUUUCCUGCCGCCUGGGAUGGCCAGGGUCUGGCGGCCAGACCUGAAGAGGGGCUUGUGGUGGUGGGCAGGUUGCAAAGUCAGGUGAGGAGGUUCUGAGGACACCCAGAGUCUUCCUUCUGGGCAAAGUCUGUAAGGGAGGGGACGGACAGGGUAGUUCAGAGUGGCAGCUCACAUCCAAGGCCCAUGGAGGCCCUGUGAGGUCACACAAAGGUACUUGAGGGGGACCAGAGGCCCUAGUCUCUGGUCCCUAGAGCAAGAGGACAGCAGAACUUGAGGUCAGGGUCUCAGGGAAGCCUGAGAUCCGAGAGUGCUGUGUGUCUGACCCAGCAUGAAUGUCUAUUUAUUAUGAUGCCCUAUUUAUAUUAACUUAUUGGUGCUGUAAAUGGCAGAGUUAACUCCCUUUUCCUGCUCCCUACCGGAGAGAAAUAAUAUGACAGCUCCCUCCGCUGGGGCUGGGGCCAGGCCUCGGCAGAGCCCGGUCUGGUCUGGAAGUUGAUGUUACAAGUGGGACAAGCCUUGUGGGUGAAGCUCAGAGAAGGGUCAGGCUCUGAGAGAGCUGGUCAGCUGGAUGGGGGCAGGGGACUCGGCUGCAUCCUGUGCCCCGAAUGGGGCUGUGCUUUGUGGAUACCAGGAUCCUGGCUGCAGGGUGGGCCGGGUGGGUUUGUGUGGUGGCCAGGGGCUUUUUUCCCAGGGCUGCCAUGUGGCUUGGCUCCAGGGGGCUCCUUCCACACUGCGUUCUCUGGCGCCUUCUGGAAUUGUGCUGCAAGGGGCAACGUUCAUCGUCGAAAGGGCGCCCCUGGAGCAGUGGACCAAGCGGUCCUAGUGUCUCCUUGCCUGCCUCUGUCUCCUUGUCUCCAUGCUGCGUCUAGACCAGCAGCGGAGGGCCCUGAAGCAAUCCUGCCCCGGCACCCAGCAUGCUCGCACAUGGGGAGGAAGCUCCUUCUCGGGUGGCCCAAGAACACCCACAGAGGGCGAGAGGGCCUGGCUGGACCUCAGGAAGCUGGGGCAGCGCAGGGAGGAGCCCCCUGCUCUGGAGAGGAGGACCAGGAGGCCCUGGGACACAGACCAGGAAGCUGCGGUCCCUUCUGCCCCCACGCCCCCACCCAUGUCUGGGCUCCCAGGCAGGGAACCCGAUCUUUCCUUUGUGCCGGGGCCAGGCUAGCGGAGAAACGCCCUCCAGUCUGGGAGCCGGGGAGGAGGGCGCGGAGCCGGGGCAGCUGCUCAGAGCAGCGUUCUGGCUUCUUCUCAAAUCCUCAGCAGGCGGCAGUCCCAGCAGUUCAGCCAUCGCGAUCAUGGUACUUUGCUCUCCCUUGGCACCUCUCUCUGUCUUCUCUAAGCACUUUACCUACGCCCACUGAGGGCAGGCGGGCAGGCAGCAGGCAGGCCCCGGCCUGGGGUGGGGUGGGGGCCCGAGCUGGGAGUUGUCCCUCCCAUUGGCAAGACUAUUUUGUGGCGGGUGGCAGAGGAGACCACGAUACUCGUAUGUUUUCCGACGCCGUCUCAGUGUGGGUCACCCUCGCCCUUGUCCGGGGUCUCUUCCUGCUGCCCGCCCGUCACUCUGCUCUUUUGGUGAACAUGGCUCAGAAGGCUCGGGGCCGGCUGAGUCUCCCAUCAUCUCGUCACCCAGUGGACACGGACUCCCCAUGCCGGGCCCACGUGGGUAGCCUCUGAGGCUGGGGGACCAAGAGAAUCUGCUUCCUGGGGCCCAACACAGACCCCGGCUCCACUGUGCUCCCACCACCCACACCCUCCCCUCCCUAGCCCUGGCCAUGCCCCUCAGCACCCAUCCUCAAUGCUCUUUCUAGAACCAGUCCAGCAGAUCGGCACCCACUUUGCACAGCAUCCCUGAAGGAUGGAGCCUCUGUGGAAAAAGCUUUCCAGGGCUGGCAGCUGUCCUUUCUCUCGCGUCUCAGCUGCUGGUGUGGACCCACACCUGCAUCCGGGGUCACGGGGAGACCCUGUCAGCAGAGAAGGGAGAAGGACGGUCAUUUUGCAGUUUAUCAAGAGAGGAGUUUGGGGGACCUUAUUUAUUUUGAAAAUUUUUAAAUGGGAAAGCCCUGCUAGUUUAUUUAUCUCUCCUCCUUGUUGUCUUCCUCCUCGCCUUCUCCUUGUCCCCUCCUGGGGACCCUCCCCGACAGAAGCAGGCCAGCUCUGCCCCGCUGGCUCUCCAGAACAGACAUAGCACGUGGGGGUGGAGGCCAGAGUCAAGUGAGAAGUCAGUUUCCCUUCACAUGGUACAGAUGUCCCUAGUUUCUGAUCACCCCGGCCUCCCAUCCCGACCCUGUACCUGGGCAUCUCUCCCGUCUACACCGUGAGCUCGCUGCCUCCUUCCCUGUUUCCCUCCUUCCUUUCUACUGGAAAAGACUUGGCCUUGGGGGACGAAUUCCUCUUUGAUGAAUGUACCCUGUGGGAAUGUUUCAUA
Molecule: messenger RNA, 5129 nt
Organism: Equus caballus (horse)
Lineage: Eukaryota; Metazoa; Chordata; Mammalia; Perissodactyla; Equidae
Gene: LIF
Product: LIF interleukin 6 family cytokine
Biological process (GO): immune response; positive regulation of cell population proliferation; regulation of cell differentiation
Cellular component (GO): extracellular region
Molecular function (GO): leukemia inhibitory factor receptor binding; growth factor activity; cytokine activity
Source: RefSeq, a predicted model, not a curated record